AUGAGUGCUGCACACGGCGAGAAGCAGGAGCCAGUCGCGACGCACGCUAGCGACAAAACCAGCCGCGAAGCUGAGGCAGCGACCAGCGACCUGAAGGAAGACACGACGACUGCUGUCGCUGAUCCACCCCUGCCUGAAGAAGAGGCACCACCACUCCCCGAUGAGGCCCCACCCGAUGAGACAGACGAUGGCUGGAGGUGCCAUGUGGAUCCAACGGCGCAGGCUUACUACUUCACCAACAUCAGAACCGGAGUGUCUCAGUGGGAGAAUCCGCGUGUUCCUGAGGCCACUGCACAUGCAUAUGUUCAAGGACCUGCUGCCGCGCCGACAAGCUCAGCGGCGCCUGGCACCCGCUCUCCACCUAAGCGUAAGUGGGGAGGCUAUAACCCGGCAAUACAUGGGAGCUUCGACCCCAAUGCAGAUUACGCUCGCGAGGCCGAGAGAGAGGAGGAGGAAGCGGAGGAAGCGGCCGCUGCUGCUGCUGCUGCUGCUGCCGCUGCCGGCUUGCCAAUUGCCAAUGCCGAAGGCUAUACUGCGCAAGCAAACUUCAACAAAUGGACCGGCAAGUUCCAGCAAGCUGGGGUCGGUCCGGAGAUGCACAACGAUGAGAACAAGUCCAAGCGACAAAUGAACGCCUUCUUUGACGUAGAUGCCGCUGCCAAUAGCCACAAUGGACGUAGUCUCAAGGAGGAACGCCGCGGCAAGUCAUUGACCAAAAAGGAGCUCAAGGCAUUCAAGGAAAAGCGUCACAACAAGAAAGAAGAGAAGCGCCGUGCUUGGCUACGAGAUUGAGAGCUUCGUACAUGGUAUCAAGACGGCCUAUUGUUCAGGUACCCCUGUCAUCAGUCCUCUCAAGGGCACUGGGCCGGUUUGAGCAUGUCUUUGAAUUAAGGCACGGAGCGUAUUUGACCAGCAAUUACGCCAAGGUGAAGUACAACUUUUGGCCUCGGGCAUUGGCCGCCAUCCGUGAUUGGCAACGGAUGGACAACGCAGGUCCGAUCGUAUUGCAGGCUGCGUCAUCAGCGAGGUCAUUGGGAACUCUUGGUCUGCUCCUAUCUGCAGGGUGGAUUUUGUACCUGACUGCUGCUUGGACCCUUGUUUAUUCGCGUCCUUUCGGACUGGAGCCAUGAUACAAUAGUGGCAGAAGUAAUGCUAAUGCAAUCAACCGCAAACGCGAGUCAUCCUCUCAUC
Messenger RNA from Parastagonospora nodorum SN15, 1191 nucleotides. RefSeq lists its product as hypothetical. The coding region runs from base 1 to 792 and encodes 263 amino acids. NCBI's taxonomy places the organism in Eukaryota, Fungi, Ascomycota, Dothideomycetes, Pleosporales, Phaeosphaeriaceae. The record is from RefSeq and is a predicted model, not a curated record. Gene Ontology annotation, molecular function: protein binding. The transcript has 3 exons.